Gavia stellata (red-throated loon) is the source of this 3121-nucleotide messenger RNA. RefSeq lists its product as uncharacterized. The record is from RefSeq and is a predicted model, not a curated record. Gene Ontology annotation, biological process: dephosphorylation. Lineage: Eukaryota; Metazoa; Chordata; Aves; Gaviiformes; Gaviidae. Gene Ontology annotation, molecular function: polynucleotide 5'-phosphatase activity. Bases 1 to 2712 code for a protein of 903 amino acids. The transcript is spliced from 12 exons.
AUGGAGCCCGGAAGGAGCCCGACGACCCCCACCAGCCGCUGCUGCUGCGGCGGCCGCACCUCAGAGUCCCCUCCACCGAAAACGCCGACUCCCUCCCGCCCGCCCGAAGCAGCCCCCGAAAGCACUUGGCACCCGCCGCCGCUGCGCAAGCGCUCCAGCCCCGCCCUACGCCCUACUGGGCACGCAUGCGCCCUGAGGCCUGCCCCUUCACCCACGGGCUGGUCGCGCACGCGCAGAAACAUCCCGCCGUCCUAUUGGCCGGCAGCUUAUUGCACGCUUAGGAGCGGCUCCCCAGUUCACCGGCCGCUAGCCGCCGCGCAUGCGCUCUCGGCGCUCCCCGGCCCGGCUCCAGAGGAGCAGGCGCAAUUCCCCCCCUCCCGACAAGCGGCCCGGCUGCCGCGCAGGCGCAGUCGAGACCCUUUCGGGAACGUUCUGUCUCGCAACAACCUUCCUCUGCAAGGGAAAUCCUGUCAGGGUACGGGCCGCCCGCAGCCCCGGUCCUCCCCGCCCCGCCUCGCCGGCGCACGGGCCUUUCCCUGUUACCGACUCUUGCUGCAGUCCGCGCCCUUCUCCGCACAGCCCACCCCCUCUCCGACAGCCGACUGCCCGGCCCCCCGCAGUCGGUGCCCACUUUCACCGCUGUCUCCUGCUCUGCCUGCUCCUGCUUUCAGCAUGGUAAAGAAGAAUACUAUCCCCGAUGGAUGGCGGAGUUUGACACCAGUUGGACAGCCUAUACCAGGAACUAGAUUUAUUGCAUUCAAAGUACCUUUAAAAGGGGCAAUUAACCAGAGACUUACCCCAACCCAGAAAUUUACACCAAAAGACUUAAUUGCUGCAAUGAAAGCCCUAAAUGUGGAGCUUGGUUUAAUUAUCGAUUUAACGUAUACCACACGAUACUAUGAAGUUAAGGAUUUACCUAAAAGUGUGCAGUAUAAGAAACUUUAUACUGUUGGACUUGAAGUCCCUGAUAAUGCUACUAUCCUACAGUUCAAAAAAUGGGUCAGAAAAUUCCUAUGGGAAAAUGCAGGAAAUGUAAUUCCACUUUCCGAACUAUUAAAGACUGUGUUUUCCUUUUUGAUAGAGAAACUCAUUGGCGUUCACUGUACUAAUGGAAUAAAUAGAACUGGCUACCUUAUAUGUAGAUAUCUCAUAGAUGUUGAAGGCUGGGAUCCAGAGGCAGCAAUCCAAGCUUUUGGUGAUGCUAGAGGUCAUCGCAUGGAUGGUCUUGUGUAUCUCACAGAUCUCAGAACACAACCAAUGAGAAGUAACCUUGGAAUGGAUGUAUGGGAUUCAAAUGAAGAUAUUAUUCCCCCACCACAUGCAAUGGAAGGAGCUGUAGAGCGGUUCCCAAAUGAAGAUUUUCAGGGGUCUGGGAAAAGAUUAAGAAUUUAUGAUGACCACUCUCAUGAUUUGCAAGGACAGAUACAGUUGAGAGAUUUUGAUUUCAUUAACAAGGGACCUGGACAAAGACGAAGACCAUUUAGUGACCAUCAGACUCAGGAUGAUUUAAGAGCACCAGUACAGAUGAGAAAUUGGGACUACAAUAGGGGACCAGGACAGAGGCGAAGACCCUUUCCUGAUCACCAGUUUUAUGAUGAUUAUCAAGAAGACAUGCAGCUGAAGGACCUAGACUUCAGUAACAAGGGACCUGGACAAAGGUUGAGACCUUUUCAUGGACACCAGUUUCAUGAUGAUUUACAGGCAGAGAGACAAUCGAGGGACAUUGAGUUUAACAGCGGCCGUGGACAAAGGCAGAGAUCUUUUCCUGACCAUCCAUCUCACAGUGAUUUGCAAGAAGAGAGGCAGUCAAAGGAUUAUGAUUUUGGUAGCAGGGGCCGUGGCCAGAGACGAAGACCAUUCCAUGACCACCAAUCUCAUGAUGAAUUUCAGACUCAGAUGCAGUUGAAAGAGUUAGAGUGUGUCAACAAAGGCCCUGGCCAAAGACUGAGAUCUUUCCAUGACUAUCAGUCACAUGAUGACUUACAGCCACAGAUGCAAUUGGGGGAUUUUGAAUUCGUUAAUAGGGGUCGUGGGCAGAGGUUGAGACCUUUUAAUGAUCACCAGCCUCGCAAUGACUUAAAAACAGAGAUGCAACUAAAAGAUUAUGAUAAUAAAGGUCCUGGACAAAGGCGUAGACCUUUUCAUGACCAUCAGCCUUAUGAUGACUUACAGGAACAGACUCAGUUAAAAGAUUUUGAUUAUGUUAAUAAAGGGCAUGGACAAAGGCCAAGACCUUUUCAUGAUCAUCCAGGUCACGAUGAUUUGCCACAUGAAUGGUGUGCAGACAGAAGUCAAUCUUUUUCUUCCCAUGAAAAUGUACCAGAACCUCAUUUCUCCUCGUCUCCCUCACUUCACAGAGAUUAUGGGUCUGAUAAUAAUGAGUUUAACAGAAGUUAUAGUAAUCGACCUAAUUGUCCUGAAGACAAUAGGAAAAUGCAUCCCUCAGAUGAAUUUAAUAGAGCAAAAAACAGAUUUGCACCAUAUUCUUCACGAACAGUGCAUCCAUCUUCAUCUGUACACCAAGAAGAUAGUUCAAUAGACUAUGAAAGAAAACCUUUUCAAGGUGAAACUACCAGAGAGAUGGAACAAAGUAAAAGAUUACCAGUUGUAACAGUUGAUUACAAUUAUGGUCUGCCAUUGGAUUAUGGACCUGAAGAGGAAGAGAGAACACAUUAUGAUUUACCUCCAAGAGACCGCUACAACUGGAACUGAAUAAAAAGGACAAUGUUUGCUCAGCUUAGAGUUACUUUUACCCAUUUUACUUUGUACGUGGACCAAUUUUUUUUUUUUUCCAAAAAAUUAGGAAAAAGCAAAUUUCAGUAGUAGAGAACAGGUCUCUAUUGUAAGAUUCACUUCUACUGAUGUUUGGUUCUUUAAAUUUAUUGGGGUGUAUUUGUUAAGUGUAGUUGGAGACAAGGUCUCAGUACACAUGGAAUUAAAGUAGUUCUUCCUUUUAGUGAAAAUGGAACCCUGUACCUUAAAACAACCAACUUUCUGAGUGACUGUAGUUGUGUCUUUUGUUUUACAUUUCUUGAAAAUGUAUGUAAGUUCUGGAUGCAAAAGUCAUAAUAAAAUAUUGCACUAUCAGGUAGAUUAGCAUUGAGAUUAUAGAAAAAAUACU